Messenger RNA from Populus euphratica (Euphrates poplar), 1918 nucleotides. Its product is annotated as UDP-glucuronic acid decarboxylase 1-like. The coding region runs from base 173 to 1480 and encodes 435 amino acids. The record is from RefSeq and is a predicted model, not a curated record. The transcript has 7 exons. Gene Ontology annotation, biological process: D-xylose metabolic process. Gene Ontology annotation, cellular component: cytoplasm. Gene Ontology annotation, molecular function: UDP-glucuronate decarboxylase activity; NAD+ binding. Lineage: Eukaryota; Viridiplantae; Streptophyta; Magnoliopsida; Malpighiales; Salicaceae.
AUCAACGGAAAAACGAACAUUUCAUCCGGCAUGAUAAAAAACAUGGCGGUCAUCCUCUUUGGCUUCCCUGAAAAUAGAAGAAACCACUGAUGCUUAAACCCAACACAACUAGUCCUCUCUUCUUCUUCUUCCUUCUCCAAAACUUUGAAAAAAAGAAAUCCCAGUUCCCACGAUGAUGAAACAAUUACACAAACAAACAAGCGUAAAUCACAGGAGAGACGAAGAAAUCCCAACUUCCCAAUCUUACUCUCCUAAGAUGCUAAAACACCCCAGAUCUCUCCCUAGAUCCAUUAAUUAUCUCCUCAAAGAACAGCGCCUUCUUUUCAUUCUUGUUGGCAUUUUAAUUGGUUCUACUUUCUUCAUUUUUCAGCCUACUCUCUCCCGCCUUAAUCCAUCUGAUCCAACCACCCAUUCUUCUCUCUCCUCUUCAAUUUACCAUCGCAACCAAGAUUCCUCCUCUGGGUCCUCCGGAUUUUUCUCUAAGAGGACGUUUCCAGGCCGCGUCCCAGCUGGGAUCGGCCGGAAGAGUUUGCGUAUCGUGGUUACUGGCGGGGCUGGAUUUGUUGGGAGUCAUUUGGUGGAUAAAUUGAUUUCGCGGGGUGAUGAGGUUAUCGUGAUUGAUAAUUUUUUUACAGGAAGGAAAGAGAAUUUGGUUCAUUUGUUUGGGAAUCCGAGGUUUGAAUUAAUUAGACAUGAUGUCGUUGAGCCUAUUUUGUUAGAAGUUGAUCAGAUCUAUCACUUGGCUUGUCCUGCUUCGCCAGUUCAUUAUAAAUAUAACCCAGUCAAGACUAUUAAGACUAAUGUGAUGGGAACGCUUAAUAUGUUGGGUUUGGCGAAGAGGGUAGGGGCGAGGUUUUUGCUAACCAGUACGAGUGAGGUUUAUGGAGAUCCGCUUGAGCAUCCGCAGAAGGAGACGUACUGGGGAAAUGUGAAUCCAAUAGGUGAGAGGAGUUGCUAUGAUGAAGGAAAACGGACGGCAGAAACACUAGCCAUGGAUUAUCACCGAGGUGCAGAUGUCGAGGUGCGUAUUGCUCGCAUAUUUAAUACAUAUGGGCCUCGCAUGUGUUUGGAUGAUGGACGUGUUGUCAGUAAUUUCGUUGCUCAGGUCAUUCGCAAACAGCCAAUGACUGUAUAUGGGGAUGGGAAACAAACUAGGAGCUUCCAAUAUGUUUCUGACCUGGUUGAUGGGCUGGUGGCUCUAAUGGAAGGCGAGCAUGUGGGACCUUUCAACCUUGGCAACCCAGGAGAGUUCACUAUGCUCGAGCUUGCAGAGGUUGUCAAGGAGACUAUUGAUUCAAGUGCAACAAUAGAAUUCAAACCCAACACUGCUGAUGAUCCACAUAAGAGGAAACCUGAUAUAAGUAAAGCGAAGGAGCUGCUGAAUUGGGAGCCAAGAAUUUCUUUGAGAGAAGGAUUGCCUCUCAUGGUGAAUGAUUUCCAGAAUCGCAUUUUGAAUGGAGAUGAAGGGAAAGGGCUUUAAAUAAAAUGAUCGGCAGAACUACGAUGUAUAUUGUCAAGACCUUGUCUAUAUCUUGAUUCAUUUAUUGGCUCUCUUCUGUAAUCUAUGUAUGCAUGGAAUUUAUAACAAGGUGCCACUUCAGCUGGAAGAUAUACGUGUUCGUCGUUCCUGGUACUUGUUAGCACAAAAUCAAAAUAUUAGUGUAGUUUUUCCCUUGCAGUGUUUUAAAUACCGUGUCUUAGCUUGUAUUAAAAAAAAUUCUGAAGUUUUGGUGUGGAAAACAUAGCGAUGAAGGAAUACAUAUGGUGUCAUAUCUGCGCCUUCUCUGCUCAUGUGAAACUGCUGCUCUCUUUCUGAGCCAGUCUAGAUAUGGUGGAGGCCCUGAAUAUUGCUACACAAGCCCUCUAUUUUUGUAAAAUUUAUAUCAAAGAAAGUUUAAUUUGUUUUUCCAAAGUUAAA